CAGGGGGGUGGUGGGGGUGGAGGUGGGGCUUGAAUAUACAUAAGGGGCUAAGACAGUCCGCCAGUCCAAUUUGGCACAACAUCACCAGACAAUUUGCUGUUGCUUAACCUAUACGAGGAAGCUGAUUGGGUCUCUCCUUUCAUUUAGACUCUCUUUAUCUCCUGGAGCUUGUAAGAAAAUAAUCCUCUUGGAACGGCCCUCCUCUGGAAGAGAGACGCCGCGUUAGUGAUGAGCACAGGCUUACUCAAAACUGAGGCUUUAUCCUGGAUGUCGGAUGUGGACAACGUGACUGGGGGCCAGUCCCGGGACUUGGUCCUGCAGCCUGCCUGGGACUACCUCCACCAGAACCACCACGACCUCCUGAGGAGCCCUCUCUUCCCCGUGGUGCUCUCCGUCUCCACCUACUUCUUCCUGGUUGGUCUUUACACCGUGCUGGACCUGCUGGCCCCCGCCUGGCCCUGCAUCAACCGCUACAGGCUCCAUCCCGACAGACCGGUCACCUGGCCUAACAUCUGGACCACGCUGGGCGUCACCAUCUACAACCACCUGCUUUAUAUCUUCCCCGCUGCGGUCGCCCAGUGGCUGUGGAGGCCGCCCACCCCGCUGCCUCGUGAAGCGCCCACUCUUUGGAGCUUCUUCCUGGGCAUCCUGGGCUGCAUGGUGGUCUUUGACUUCCAGUAUUACCUGUGGCACCUGCUGCACCACCGGGUCCCCUGGUUGUACCGCACCUUCCACGCCGUGCACCACCAGUACAACCAGCCCUUCAGCCUGGUCACCCAGUACCUAUCUGGCUGGGAGCUGUUCAGCGUGGGAUUCUGGGCCACGGUAGACCCCAUCCUGCUCCAGUGCCACUGCCUCACAACGUGGGGCUUCAUGGUCUUCAACGUCUACGUCUCCACCGAGGACCACUGCGGCUACGACUUCCCGUGGGCCGUGCAUAACCUGGUGCCCUUUGGCCUCUGGGGCGGCACGCCCAAGCAUGACGCGCACCACCAGCGGCCCGGCACUAACUUUGCCCCAUUCUUCUCUCACUGGGACUGGCUGGGGGGCACCCACACUGUGCCAACCCCCUCCAGCCACCCUGCCACGGGAGAGCCAGACGAGAUGAAAGGGAGAAAGGACUAAAGAGCUUGAAUUAAUCUCCCAUUGACUCUGUCUCUCUUGUACUCAGUCUGCCUCUUUUGUACCUGCUCUCAUCUUGUUUUUCCUCUCUCUCCUCUCUCCUGCAGGCCACUUCCUCUCUGUCCUCUCUCUCUCUGCCUCUCUUUCUCUUUCAUAUUAUUAAAUAGACUCACCUUAUUUUGAAAAUCCUCCACUGCUCUCUAGCAGAACAAGGAUAUUCUCCACAGUUUAGGAGCUGAUUAUUUCUCUAACAUUUCUCUCUGGUAAGUUGUUGAGAAGAAUUAUCUUUAAUGUUUGUUUUGCAUAGACAACCCUGCAGAUUUUUCCAUUUAUCUUAAUGUAUUGUUACUGUGUCUCCUUGUUAUUCUCAGGUCCGUUUCAGUACAUGUGUAACAUGUUUUGAGCUACUUUGAAAAAUAAAAGUAAAAAUAAAUAAAAGCACCUAUUUGA
Seriola aureovittata is the source of this 1572-nucleotide messenger RNA. It is a transcript of the gene ch25hl2, whose product is annotated as cholesterol 25-hydroxylase like 2. Gene Ontology annotation, biological process: cholesterol metabolic process; sterol biosynthetic process. The coding region runs from base 229 to 1125 and encodes 298 amino acids. NCBI's taxonomy places the organism in Eukaryota, Metazoa, Chordata, Actinopteri, Carangiformes, Carangidae. The transcript has a single exon. Gene Ontology annotation, molecular function: C-4 methylsterol oxidase activity; steroid hydroxylase activity; iron ion binding. The record is from RefSeq and is a predicted model, not a curated record.